AUGUCCGCCGCCGACGCUGGAAUCAACAACUACGAAGACUUUGUGAAGUCCCACGGCGUCCUUCUGGCGGCGUCGGGGCUUCCUCAGCCGUUGCAUAGGAAGCUCUUCCACAAGCUGCUGGCCGAAACUUUUGACGGCGGGAGGUACUUCCAGGUGGAGCCCGUGGAGGACGGCAGGCAGAGGAGGCUCCUGCUCACUGCCGAUUUUCUCGGAAAAGAUUCUGAUGUCUUUCUAGUGGACCAUGCCUGGACUUUUCGCAUUACCGAUGCUUAUAAGCAGUUACAGGAAGUUCCAGGAUUGGUAGAGAGGAUGGCUUCAUUGAUGUGUGUAGAUAUCGAUUUGAACUCAGAGUCUGACGAGCCACACGAUGAAGGUGAUGCUAAUUUAAGUGCUGAGGAAGUAGUUGAGAAAGAAUACUGUAAAGUUAAGGAGCAAGGUGAUGAUUCUGUGAGGUGGUUGGAGCUUGAGGAUCUUGAAAUCAAUGAUGAUAUUCUAGUUUCUCUUGAUUUGCCUAGCAAAUUUCCGAAAUUGCUGGCUCUAAGCCUCCGUGGCAACAAGAUAAAGAGCUCGGAAACUGUGUUACAGGUGGUAGCUCAUAUCAAAUCUCUUAGAGCUCUAUGGCUCAAUUAUAAUCCUGUACUGGAAACUGGUGAAAAUUAUUUAGAAGAUAUUAUUCUUCUGAACUGCCCUGAACUGGAGAUUUACAAUUCCCACUUCACCCCAAAGUAUGGGCAUUGGGCUUUAGGAUUCUGUGGGGGAUUGUAUGAUGUUAGCAAUCCUGGAGGUUCUUGUGAGAGUGAUAAUCAACUGCAGAGUAUCACCUCUCUUGACCUUUCGAAUAGGGGCAUACGCAAUCUCAUUACUAAGGCCUUUUCUCCGUUAGAAAUGCCUAUCCUUUCAUACUUGAAUCUGCGCGGAAAUCCAUUAGAUGAAAUCUCAGUUGGUGGGCUGCUAAAAUAUCUUAAAGGAUUCGUCAACUUAACUGCACUGGAGGUUGAUAUUCCUGGGCCACUUGGAGAAAAUGCUGCUGAUAUUAUUGAAGCCCUGCCCAAUCUCUCUCUCCUAAACGGGCUGACCACAUCCAAAAUCUUGGAAUCGGAAAAGAGCGUUGUUGAUUCGAUGUUAAAGCCACGUCUCCCUGAGCUGAAUUCUGGGGAGUCUCUUGUUGAUCGUGUUCUCAAUGCAAUGUGGUUGUACGUGAUGACAUAUCGUCUUGCAGAUGAAGAAAAGAUAGAUGAAACGUCUGUUUGGUAUGUUAUGGAUGAACUGGGUUCAGCUUUGCGGCACAGUGAUGAACCCAAUUUCAGAGUUUCACCUUUCCUCUACAUGCCCAAUGGGAAACUGGAGUCUGCUGUGAGUUACUCAAUCCUUUGGCCUACGAAUGAUGUUCAGAAAGGUGACGAGUGCACUCGGGAUUUCCUAUUCGGCAUUGGGGAGGAUAGACAACGUUCUGCUAGGCUUACUGCCUGGUUUCAUACACCUCAAAAAUACUUUAUUAAAGAGUAUGAACAAUACAGCAUCAAUUUACGGCCAAGAAAGCUCUCUCUGCCAUCAAAGAUGCCAUCUGCAACCAAAAGUCUUCUGGAGAUGGAGAAAAGUGUCUUGCAUGUGUACACAGAUAUACCUCAACUAGAGGAAUUCCUGACUCGUCCAGAGUUCGUAUUUACAACUGAACCAAAGAAUGCGGAUAUAGUAUGGACCAGUGUGCAAGUGGACGAAGAGAUGAAGAAGGCUGUUGGACUGAAUGACCAGCAAUACAUCAAUCAAUUUCCUUUCGAAGCCUGUCUUGUUAUGAAGCAUCAUUUAGCUGAAACUGUUCAAAAGUUUCAUGGCGCACCCACCUGGCUCCAGCCGACAUACAAUCUUGAGACGCAUCUGACACAACUAAUAGGAGACUAUUACACACGGGAGAAGAAUGGGGCUGACAACUUGUGGAUCUUAAAACCAUGGAAUAUGGCCCGAACAAUCGACACGACUGUUACUCAGAGUUUAACAGCAAUCAUCCGUCUCAUGGAAACAGGUCCAAAGAUUUGCCAGAAGUAUAUUGAACACCCUGCCUUAUUUAAAGGGAGAAAGUUUGAUCUACGUUACGUUGUUCUGGUGCGGAGCAUGAAUCCAUUGGAGAUGUUCCUUUUCGAUGUUUUUUGGGUUAGGUUGGCAAACAACACUUACUCAUUGGACAAGCACAGUUUGUUUGACUACGAGACACAUUUCACGGUUAUGAAUUACAGGGGAACAUUGGAUCACAUGAAUACGCCUGAGUUUGUUAAGGAGUUUGAACAAGAACAUCAUGUUCAAUGGUUGGAUAUUCAUAUUAGAGUUAAGCAGAUGAUCAGAUCUGUUUUUGAGUCAGCUGCUGCUGUGCAUCCGGAAAUGCAUAGCCCAACUUCUAGGGCAAUGUAUGGCAUUGAUGUCAUGCUCGACUGUAAUUAUCAGCCUAAAUUACUUGAGGUAACAUAUUGCCCUGACUGUAAUCGUGCUUGCAAAUACGACACUGAAGUGGUUACGGGCAACGGAGGAAUAGUCGAGGGAAAAAACUUUUUCAACUAUGUGUUCGGUUGCCUCUUUUUGAAUGAGACAAGUCAUGUAUCCCCAGUGUAA
Striga hermonthica is the source of this 2601-nucleotide messenger RNA. The record is from the annotation of a GenBank genome assembly. NCBI's taxonomy places the organism in Eukaryota, Viridiplantae, Streptophyta, Magnoliopsida, Lamiales, Orobanchaceae.